CAGCCACCUCGGUUCUCAAGUGGGACUCGCCAGAAAAGAGCCGACUUUUCCUGGGUCGCGAGGUGAUUCCCAGGAUGGCCAAUCCAAAGUACGCCAACUCCUGGGUGCUCAACUGCUUAAUGGACGUCAACGCCACUGACACGCAACUCAUACAACACGAGGUGUCAAGAAUGAGCCCCGCGUGCUCGACGGACACGGAGGAAGAGGUGGUGGUGCACCAUACGCCUCCGCUGCAUCCGUCGCAGCCCGCCAAGUCGGCCCUGUCCGUGCCGGGAAUCGCGCGCAAGGGCCGGAAACAGACGUCCAUUAUGGAAGAUGGCCACGUCCUUGUCCCGGGAAAGGACUUGCCGCAUCCUAAAAGCCUCGAGUGCAUCGACCACAAUAGACAACGCUCAAGGACCAAGAAAUCUCCUGAGCUAAACCAGCUCCAACAGAUUAUUUCUUGGAAGAAAGAGUGA
Molecule: messenger RNA, 458 nt
Organism: Ixodes scapularis (black-legged tick)
Lineage: Eukaryota; Metazoa; Arthropoda; Arachnida; Ixodida; Ixodidae
Exons: 3
Coding region: 75-458 (127 amino acids)
Source: RefSeq, a predicted model, not a curated record